CUGAAAUGUUUCUUCUUUUUUUCUGGAAGUGCAAAAGUAUGUUGAUGAAUGAUCAGAAGGUGCUAAUAGUCCAAGAUGAUUUCUGGAAAAUUUGCAUCGUUUCCAUCAAACAAGUCCUUCGAGGUUCAUGGCUUCAGACUGGUGGCAAAAUCAAGCUUCUUGUUGUCAUUCAGGCAUUCAAGAGUUCUACGGGAUGUGGAGCACUGCUAAGUUGUGACAGAUAUUUGCAUUCAAGUGCAAAAAGCAAUAAGAAAAAAGAAGACAGAGAGGAAGAAAUUCAAGAAAAGAUGGUCGAAUAUUCAAAAGAUGCAGCGAUUUCAGAGAUAUCGAAGCUAGCUGAAAUGCAACAGGUUGAAUUUGAAAUAGCAGUGGAGGCAGGCAAGCUCAACGUGGUUGCUGUAGAAUAUGCCAAGAGAUUUGAGGCAACACAUGUGAUCCUUCAUAGGUACUCACAAUUUGCAUCUCUCUGACAUGGUAUUCUAUAGCUACUAAAA
Molecule: messenger RNA, 494 nt
Organism: Olea europaea var. sylvestris
Lineage: Eukaryota; Viridiplantae; Streptophyta; Magnoliopsida; Lamiales; Oleaceae
Exons: 3
Coding region: 6-470 (154 amino acids)
Source: RefSeq, a predicted model, not a curated record